This is a messenger RNA of Pomacea canaliculata, 2270 nucleotides long. Its product is annotated as mitochondrial mRNA pseudouridine synthase Trub2-like. The record is from RefSeq and is a predicted model, not a curated record. The transcript has 9 exons. Gene Ontology annotation, biological process: pseudouridine synthesis; RNA processing. The coding region runs from base 184 to 1263 and encodes 359 amino acids. Lineage: Eukaryota; Metazoa; Mollusca; Gastropoda; Architaenioglossa; Ampullariidae. Gene Ontology annotation, molecular function: RNA binding; pseudouridine synthase activity.
UCGUCACUUGGUAGAUCUUUGUGAGGAUCUGUGUGCUGUUGACGGAAUUGUUUUCUGUCAAUUAGGAUCAUUACACCCAGUGAUCAUGCACGGAACUGAGGGCGUAUAAGAUUCUUUUAGUCGUUGAUACACAAGUAUCAUUGUCUCUGGUGCUUACUAACAACCGCUGCAAUCAAUUGAAGAAUGUCUCGAUUCAACUGGGCCCCUGCAGCAAGUCGCCUCCUAAAUGGAAUCCUAUGUGUUUACAAACCUGCAGAACUGCCAACAUCAAGAGUGAUAGAAGUCAUCAAAGGGAAUCUAGCUAGAGGUGUCUGGUGCUUUAAAAUCAAAGUAACACUCAUGAAACAGUACUGCAAAUCCUUAUUUUUUUCUAUAACAGACUUGAAUGCCCUGCCAUGUUACAAAUUGGAGUCAAAAAUGCGGAAAGUAGAUCCUACUUAUGACUUGGCAACACCUAUGGUUAUAGAUGAGUCAUCUCCAGUCUUGUCUGAUGAUCUUCUUGAACACAGACUAAUUCUUGGGCAACGGUAUCUUCCUGAUGACAUACGAAUCCAAUCAUUGCACAAUAUGCAGCGGCAUUCUUCAGGCGUGUUGUUGCUUGGUGUUGGUAGAGGAGUUUUUCAGUUGGAACAUAUUGCUUUGUCAAGAUUAUUACGGGUUUAUCACGUGAGGGGCAGGUUUGGACUUGCAACUACCAACUUUUCCCCCAAAGGCAAAAUCACUGAAAGAACAAGCUACAGACACAUCACCCGCUCCAGAGUUGACAGAGUGUGUGCUGCCAUCCAGUCUACUUCAAAGAUACGAAUGCUGAAGUAUGCUGGCAUUGACCUUCAGAGUCAAGAGGCCUAUGAGCUAAGUGCCUCAGGCUUGCUACGCCCUGAAAAUAGCCAGUCACCACCCAUUCUAUACAGCACCAAGUGUGUGGAAUUUCAGCUUCCAGAUUUUACUUUGGAAAUUACCAGCAUAAAUGAGUUUUGUGAUUACUUCAAAAAUGUCAUUCAUGACAUAGGGCUUCAGCUUCGGUCUACUGCUGUCUGCACAGGCAUACGUCGACUACGGUACGGUCACUUUGAGUUGUCGCAUGCUCUUCUUAGAAAACACUGGAACUUGGAGAGCAUUAUUGACAAUUUGCACCAGAACAAGUCUCAGAUGACUGCUGAAAAGCUAUGUACAGGAUUGAUUCUCCAGGAGCACAAUCAGCCAGAAGAAAUAACUGAUGGUAAAGGCAGUGCUGAAUGCCAAGAGAAGAAUAUAACAGCAUAAAAAGAUGUUAGAAGCUGUCAUUUCCAUCUGUUUUACAAGAGAAUUUAAACUGAAAGCUGUAAUUGUGUGACUUACAUUUGUUGAAUAAAGUGUGAGGAAUGGGGGAGGGCUGUCGCCCUUGUCUGCUGGGAGGCAGAGAUUAUCGCCCUUAUCUGUGUACUAGUUGGAAUGCGUGGAAGUGACGUUUUAAGAAAAGCAUGCAUGAGUGAGCAAACUGAACCUCUGUAGUUGGGGAAAAGACUGAGUGUGAUUUAUUCCCACACCAGUUGUCGAAGAAGAGAGACUGUAGUAAAUUUUUUUGAGUGAAAGAGACCAAGGAAGCGGUUCUGGGACACUGAAAUGUAUCGUCGACAGUCAGGUGUGUCUGCCUAGUCAGCACCUACUGUUCGGGAGUCUGCAAGUGUGUAUCAUCGUCAAAAGGUGUGUCAGCCUAGUCGACACUCGCGGCUCUCGGAUACGGACACGGUACGGUCGACAGACUGGCGUGCUGACCUCGUCAACCCCAGCGGCCCCAGUUUAUGAAAGUUUUUCAAGGAAGUGUAUAUGUGAACAUCCCUGGACAUCACCCACCGUAAGUGAAAAUUUUGGAACAACUGGAGUAACAUUUGUUUAUAUAGAUUGAACGACGGAGAGGUUGAGAGUCGUCAUUGAGGUGCGAUUUUUGGUUUCCAGUCAUUUUCAUGUAUUGAUUUGAGUUACGUAAAUGUUGUUGCCCUACCUUUAAAUACAAGCUCCCGCACACUAUGGUAGUGUAAGCCCAGGUACAAAUCUCAGUAAUUUGUUGUCAUAAAGGACAUGUGUUGUCUAUGACUUGUGUGCUGUCCCCAUCAUAAAGACAUUGGGAUGUAAAUGGCUGCAGUGUUUGAGGAAAUAUUUCUACAUCAUUAGAUUCAUGAAGUGUUCAUAUAUUGUAGGCCUUAAGAGCACUUUGUACAUUUCAGCACAAACAUGGUUGUGAAAGAAAUGGUAUAUCUUAACAUGCAACCAUAAACACUUCCAGUCAUCAA